GGCCCCUGGUUUGGGCAUUUCUCCGAACGCCUCUUCUCCCAUGGACUAUGGCGGCGGCCACGCGGCCGAGAAAGGGGCGGCGCCGCCGCAGCCCCCGCCGGCGCCGCCGCCGCUCCGCCGCAUAAACACCGCCCAUCACCAACCCCAACACCGCCGCGCUUCCGCCUCCACCUCUGCCUCCUCCUCCUCCUCCUCCUCCUCCUCCCGCAUCUCUUCCCACAAUCUAAACCCUAACCCUAGCACAAGCUCUGACUCUGCCUCCCCUACGAGGCACGACGCACAUGGCGCCGCGCCGCGCGCCUCGCACGCCGUAGGAUCGUCGUAUUGUUAUGGCGGCGGAGGAGGAGAAGCGCACUCCCUGAACCAUCGACCCAGAUUGCAGUUGGAUGGAAAUGGAGUAUCCGGGGCAUGUCGAAAAGACGAGAUUUAUAUUGAGAAAUUGGAAAGAGAACUUCGAAACUGCUCUCAGGAAAUAGAAUAUUUGCAGGAUCAGUUAAAUCUGCGGAAUGUUGAGGCAAAUUUCAUCGGAGAGCAUGUACACAGCCUUGAACUGAAGCUCAUGGAACUUGAAAAGUUAAAUGAUGAGGCCAAUUCUCGAUGCUUGGUUUUGAUGGAGGAAUUGAAUCGUAAAGCAGCGGAGUUGCAAAAUUCAGCUUUGGAAAUACAGAAGCUCGAAACAAUAGUUUUGGAUUCCCAGUGUGAAGUUGAGAGCUUAAAACUAGACAUAACUGCUCAAGAGGAGAAGUGCUUUGAAGCAGACAGCUUUUCAGGCCAGCAACUUGCUCAAGAGGAAGCCAGAUUGGCUUUGCAACUGAGACAAGCCGAGUUACAGCUUUCUGAAGCGCAGCAGGUGAUUAACAGUCUGGAGGGUGAGAAUAAGCAGUUAAAAGAAUUAUUAUUGGAGAGAGAUGCUAAAACCAAAAGGUCCUUCUCUACAGUUGAGGAGAAAUUUGAUAAUUUGCUGAAGCAAUACAAGGAAACAAGCGCCAGCAUUGGCAGCAAAGUAGACGAGGCUUUUCUUCUUGAGAUAAAGAGAGGAAGCGAGGCUUUUCUUCUUGCGUUAAACAAAGAGCUUAGUUUGCCGCAUGAAAUGGGCAAUUUUGAGGACUUUUUGGGCCAAUUCCUUUCCAAACUUGCUGUUGUAACAGCAUGUGAUCAGCACAUAAAGUACGAGAUUGAGAAAAUGGCGAAUCAGAUUCAGGAAUCUGAAGGUCUAAUUAAGCAGCUCAAGGAAGAGCUUCGAGAAGAAAAACUAAAGGCAAAGGAAGAAGCAGAAGACCUCACUCAAGAAAUGGCUGAACUGAGGUACCAAAUCACAGGCAUGCUCGAAGAAGAAUACAAACGCCGGGCUUUUAUUGAACAGGCAUCUAUUAAGCGGAUUCAGGAACUAGAAGCACAGGUAAUCAAAGAACAAAAAAAAUCUAUUGCAGCUCUACGGCGUUACCAGGAAGCACAGCAGCUAGCUACAACUCGAUCGUUAGAGAUCAAGAAACUAAGGAAUGCAUUAAAGAGGUUUCACUCAGCAACAAACUCGGGGACAGAUGAGAGACUUGAAUCUUGUCCAUGUGGUUCCUGUGAUGAAUCACUAUGUUCAAUGGAUAACUUGGUUGGAUCGUCUACAGAUUCGGAAGCCUUGGAGAAGCCUUUAGUCCAAGAUCUUAUUCAGUGGUAUCCUGAUGACAAUGCUUCGAUUAUCUGAGCGGUCAUAGACAAGAAUGAUUAAUGAAGAUAAGGCUUGCGAGCAUGGACCUUUUUCUUGGUGUCGAAGCCUUCUUUGUGGUUGAUGAUGUAUCUUGAUUUGUGAAACUGCAUCAGUGGAACAUUAAGCACAGGGAUCGGUAGUACAAUAUUGUUAGUUUGUUCCUUUUUUUGCUUCAAAAUGUACAUAUGAUUAUUUCCAGCUUACUUUUUUAUGUAUAAAUGGGUUUAUUGACAGAAUAAACUCCAAACUCAAGUGUAUUCAUCUUUUUCUUUUUCAUUAUUUAUUUUCUACACCUGUUGUUCCUUGGAC
Ananas comosus (pineapple) is the source of this 2011-nucleotide messenger RNA. RefSeq names its product paramyosin. The record is from RefSeq and is a predicted model, not a curated record. Bases 41 to 1699 code for a protein of 552 amino acids. NCBI's taxonomy places the organism in Eukaryota, Viridiplantae, Streptophyta, Magnoliopsida, Poales, Bromeliaceae. The transcript has 7 exons.